AUGCUAGAUAUUAUGGGGUCUGUAUUUGACCAUGUGGAAUUCGUUGAUGUACUUGAUAGCAAAGACGAAACGAACUUAGCAUUACUUUCGAGACCAGACUUGGGGGUAACCUUCACAAAGCUUCAUUGUUGGAGAUUAACUCAGUAUACGAAAGCUGUUUUUAUGGAUGCUGACACUAUGGUAUUGAAAAAUAUUGAUGAUUUAUUUGAGCGGGAGGAACUCAGUGCUGCUCCGGAUCCAGGUUGGCCAGACUGUUUCAAUUCCGGAGUUUUUGUUUUCAAACCGUCAUUGGAAACAUACAAGAAGAUACUAAGUUUUGCUGUUAGCCAUGGAAGCUUUGAUGGGGGCGAUCAAGGUCUGCUGAAUAUCUUCUUCUCCGACUGGGCAACCAAAGAUAUUCGUCUUCAUUUACCGUUCAUUUACAAUGUCAUCAGCCAAGCAUUCUACUCCUAUCCACCUGCCUUUAUUCAUUUUCGUAAUAAAAUUCGUGUUGUUCAUUUUAUUGGGUCUGAGAAACCUUGGCACUGUGAACUGGACAAAUUCGGACAAGUCAUUGUUCGUGAUCCCACAAGUGUUGGAACUCCUGAAUUUUUGCAGCACUGGUGGAAUUUAUUUGUGACCCACGUUCAUCCAAAACUAACCCCUGGUGAGAGCGAUUUUGUGGGUAAAUUGGCCCAGAUUGAGAUAAGUCAAUCUUCCUCAAGCUUGACUCAAGCCAGUGAUGAAUCUGAAAGACAAUUGGCAUGGGAACGUGGGCAAAUGGAUUAUAUGGGUUCUGAUUCAUUUGAAAAAAUACAAAAUCUUCUGGAAUCAAAAAUCAAAAAAUAG
Molecule: messenger RNA, 828 nt
Organism: Schistosoma guineensis
Lineage: Eukaryota; Metazoa; Platyhelminthes; Trematoda; Strigeidida; Schistosomatidae
Source: the annotation of a GenBank genome assembly